AUGGAGCAGGUCCCUCCGCCGGCUCUGACAGCCGCUCAGAUCAGCGACUUACUCACGUAUAUAAAACUUCCCAAAGCUCUACAUAAUGCGCCGCCCACACCAGAACUACUGAAAACCCUUCACAAAUACAUGAUAGCAGCCUGUCCCUACGAGAAUCUCUCCUUGCACUAUGGCCCUUCACAUACAAUCAAUGUCGACCCCCAGCAUAUGUUCCGCAAAAUUGUCGUCGACAACCGAGGCCGUGGCGGUUACUGCAUGGAAGUCGCAAUCCUCUACAACCACCUCCUCCGCGGUCUAGGUUUUACUGCAUAUACCGCUGGAGCCCGGACGCGGAAGCGCUACGAAGGUGUGCCGAAGGGGGAGUAUCCUGGCUGGGUGCACAUUACGAGCAUCGUUUCGUUUCCUCCGCCCUCUCCCGGUGCUGUGCCGGAACGGUACGCAGUCGACGUCGCGUUCGGAGGCGAUGGACCGACGGCGCCACUUCCUCUGGUGCCGGGGUAUAUCCACCAGAACCUCGGUGCCCAGCAGGUCCGGCUUGUGCGCGAUUGGAUCCCGGCGCAGGUCCAUCGCACGGAAGAGUCCAAAUCGUGGAUCUACCAGUACCGUAAUGGCGAAGACCGCGAGUGGAAUUCGUACUACUGUUUCACAGAGACCGAGUUUACCCCAGAUGAUUGGGAGGUUGUGAACUGGUACACAUCACUGAACAGUAACAGUUUCCAGACGACGAUGGUGCUCAUCAAUAAGUUCCUCGGGCGCCCCACAGACGAUGGCGAAAUGGAGAUAUACGGGAAGCGGAUGCUGGUCGAUGGCGUAGCCAAGGAGAACCUGGGCGGCAAGACUCAGAUCAUCGAGGUGUGCAAUACAGAGGCAGAACGGACCGCGGCCAUCGCGAAGCACUUUGGAAUUCUUCUUACCGAAGAUGAAUCGAACGCGAUCCGAGGCUGGAGAACGGAAAUCAUUGCGAAAAAUUAA
Messenger RNA from Neoarthrinium moseri, 972 nucleotides. RefSeq lists its product as uncharacterized. Lineage: Eukaryota; Fungi; Ascomycota; Sordariomycetes; Amphisphaeriales; Apiosporaceae. The transcript has a single exon. Gene Ontology annotation, molecular function: acetyltransferase activity. Bases 1 to 972 code for a protein of 323 amino acids. The record is from RefSeq and is a predicted model, not a curated record.